ACGUGACGGAACUGAUACGCUGUUUUGUUUCGAAGAAGAAGUAUUUCGAAAUCAGUUUCAAUCAAUCCAAUUCUUUCUUGCAUUAAUCUUGUGAAGCUCAUCAUGAUCGCAUCGCAUAUUUAUUGUUUAACUGCGAUCCACUGUCAUUUUGUAUCUUGAAAAGAGUGCCAAACUGUUUAAAAAACCCCGAAAACGAAGCUGAUUUUUCGAAACAGAGGUUCCGGAGAGAAACCGUAUCGGAUUCAUUCGUUCACACGAGCCCAAAAGCGAUCCGAUAUGAUUCCAUUCCACAUUCACAGCUGAAUGAUCUGACUCCGCAAAAACGAUACAGAGCGUAUCGGAUUCAAGCGUCAUCGUGUGAACAGAAGGCCUAUCCGAUAACCGAUAUGAAAAGCGAUCCGAUACGAAAUGAAUCCGGUACAGUCUAAAAAUGCAUUAUGGGAUGCUUGCGUAGCGCAAGAAUAGUGGAAGCACUGGUGCCAACAAAACGAUUUCUUCGAAGAACAAGGAAAGAAUAAUGGCUUCCUCUGGCAACGGAGCUUUGGAAAAUUUGAAAGGCCUUAUCAAGGCAGUACCUGAUUUCCCAAAAGCUGGAAUAUUGUUCAGAGACAUAAUGCCGAUUUUCAAGAAUCAAGCAGCAGUUACAGAUAUGGUUGAGCUUAUGAUUGUCGUCAUCAAAGAGUCCUACUCAAAUGUGGACGUGAUAGCAGGCUUGGAUGCUCGCGGGUUCCUUGUAGCACCAUUAGUUGCUAACAAGUUAGGGAAACCUUUCGUGCCCGUAAGAAAGGCUGGAAAACUACCUGGCAAAACAAUUAGCAAAAAAUCUACAAAAGAAUACGGAGAGGACGUUUUGGAAAUUCAAGCUGAUGCAAUCAACCAGAAUGACAAAAUUGUUAUCAUUGACGAUUUGCUUGCCACUGGCGGUACAUUAGCAGCUGCUUGUGACCUUUUCAAAGAAGCUGGAGGAAACGUUAUCGGCAGCAUUUGCCUUGUUGAGCUUACAGAUUUGAAUGGAACGGAUAAAAUAAAAGAUAUUAACUUUACUUCAUUAAUCAAGUAUUAAAGUUUCUACUUUUUGUAUUGUUUCAAAGAUAACAAGAUGAAUACCCAAAUUUUUGAUUUUAAUCAUA
Messenger RNA from Rhopilema esculentum, 1130 nucleotides. Its product is annotated as adenine phosphoribosyltransferase. Gene Ontology annotation, molecular function: AMP binding; adenine binding; adenine phosphoribosyltransferase activity. Lineage: Eukaryota; Metazoa; Cnidaria; Scyphozoa; Rhizostomeae; Rhizostomatidae. Gene Ontology annotation, cellular component: cytoplasm. Gene Ontology annotation, biological process: adenine salvage; AMP salvage. The record is from RefSeq and is a predicted model, not a curated record.